AUGGGGGCGGAGAAGGAAGAGCCUGUGGCGAAAAAGCAACGGUUAGAAUCUUAUCCCAAUGUUCCACGAACCAUUUCUACAUUCAGCAUAAAUAGUCAUAAACAUCCUUUGAAUGUUAAACCCAGUGGAAAUGUAUUCCUCACUUUGGAUAAUAAGGAAUUACAACAAGCUAGAGCCCAACUGUUGGGAUAUUUGAAUAGAUUUUCUGAUGACUUAAUUAUGGAAUUAAUUUCAUUUGUUGACGAUGACAUAACUACCCUAAAGAAUUUAUCCCAUACUUCAAGGAUUUUAUAUGCCUUUUUAUUUGACGAAGAAGUAUGGAAACGUGCAUAUAUAAAACAAAGAAAUCAAGAAGUUAUAUGGAGAGGAUCCUGGAAAUGUUCUGUUUUAGGCUUUGACUAUCAAAACCAAGCAAAAAUUAAAUUACCUGAUAAUUUAUUAUGUUCUGACUUAUUAUACAGACCAUACCAGCUUUCACAAAUUAAUUAUAAAACUAUAUUCGCAAAAGUUAUUGCUGAAGAAGAAAUUUAUCACCGUGAUUCACUUGAAGGAAAUUUAAAACAAUUACCUAGUGGAAGAAUUCCUCGAAUUCCUGAAUCAGAUCUUGAUUUAACUUUGUUCAAUAAUGAGUAUCAUGAUCAACCUUUCAUAUUAACUAAUAGUGAUUCUCAGAGAUGGCCACGUUGGGAUCUUGCAUCACUAUUGAAGAGAUUCCCUAAUGUAAAAUUCAGGCAAGAAGCCGUUGAAUGGAGCUUGAAUGACUAUUCAACUUAUAUGAAUUCUAAUCAUGAUGAGAAUCCAUUAUAUUUAUUCGACUGUAAUAGUGUUGCAAUGAAGACAUUACGUAAGGAAUAUGAACUGCCAAGUAUUUUUCAGCAAGAUUUAUUUAAGUAUUUCAAUGUUAAUGAUGGAGUCAACAAUUGUCGUCCUGAUCAUGCUUGGUUAAUAGUAGGACCCCAACGAUCAGGAUCAACAUUCCAUAAGGAUCCUAAUUAUACUUCUGCAUGGAAUGCUGCGUUGACAGGUAGAAAAUUAUGGAUUAUGCUUCCACCAAAUAUUACUCCUCCAGGUGUAGGAGCUGAUGAAGAAGAAAGUGAAGUUACUUCUCCAGUUGGUAUAGGUGAAUGGGUGAUAGCAGGAUUUUUUAAUGAUUGUUUAAAAAUGGAAGAUUGUUUAAUAGGUGUAACAUUCCCAGGUGAAGUUAUGUAUGUACCUUCAGGUUGGUGGCAUUCUGUUAUAAACAUUGAUGAAUCUGUUGCAUUAACUCAAAAUUUUGUGCCUAUGUCGAAAUUACCAAAUGCUUUAAAUUUCUUAAAGAAUAAGAGAGGUCAAUUAAGUGGAUUUCAUCCAAGUCAAGUUAAAUCAACUCUUGAUUAUUUAUUAAAUGAUGCAUUGAAAGAUAAAGGAGAUACAGACGAAGAUAUAAGAAUAUUGAGGCAAUAUCGUAAUCAAUUUAAUUCAUUAAAUUUAAGUGAUGAAUUGAUAGAUGAAGAUUGUGGAGAGAUGUCUGAUUUACCACCCAUGCCUGUAUUUGAAUUAUUUAAACAAUUAAUGAUUAUGAACGGGAAAACUACAGAAUUACAACAUGGUUUAGAAAAGUUAACUAAAAUAGAAUUAAAGAAUUACGAAAGAAUAACAGGAAAAUCUCAAGCAUGGGAGAAAUUAAUUGGAGAUAAUGAUAAUAAAGAUAGCUCGAAAGAAUGUAAUAAAACUGCUGGAUUUUCAUUUGGAUUUGAUUUUAAUGAAGAAAGCAGUGAUGAUGAAGCCCAAUAA
Molecule: messenger RNA, 1773 nt
Organism: Scheffersomyces amazonensis
Lineage: Eukaryota; Fungi; Ascomycota; Pichiomycetes; Serinales; Debaryomycetaceae
Exons: 1
Coding region: 1-1773 (590 amino acids)
Cellular component (GO): nucleus
Molecular function (GO): cis-regulatory region sequence-specific DNA binding; protein binding
Source: RefSeq, a predicted model, not a curated record